AUGUCAAGGAAAAGGAGAACCGAAAUGAAUGAAAACAAUUCCAGUGAGCAUUCAGCUGGGCCACUAGGUGUAACUAGAACAAUAGUCACUUGUAAGCGAUGCCGAAUAAAAAAAACUAAGUGUGAUCAAAAGUUUCCCAAAUGUGGACGAUGUGCCAGGUUCGGUGCUGAAUGUAUCGGUGUCGAUCCUGCCACAGGUCGAAAUAUUCCAAGAUCCUAUAUCGUGUAUUUAGAAGAGCGGGUAAAAGUCCUGGAAACCCAAUUAAGGUCUGCCGGCAUUGAACCGACAACUAUCAACCAAGAACCCUCCGGAUUAAAUGAAAACGACCAACCAUUGACAAGUUCUAAUGAUAAGCAACCUCAGUGUAAUUCUACGAAUGAGGAAGUGCCUAAGCUCCAAAUACCGACAUCUACCGCAGGCACAGCUGUCAAUGGGAGUAUAAAAGAAACAACUGGAAUAUCUUUUGGCAGUUUGAUGCGAACUGCUGUAAGUCUUCAAUCCGACACAAAAGAAACUGCCCACUCAAUAGCAAUGAACCCUUGUGCCAGCGGAUCAAAACGUAGGGAUUCAGAAGUUGAUCCAACUCUUUUGCCAACGAAAGAAGAUGCAGAAAGGUUUCUCGAAAUAUAUUUUGCACAAUCUAAUUCGCAGUUACCAAUACUACACAGAGAACAGUUUGUGAUUAGAUAUUUUGAGCCGGUAUACGGAUCUCUAUCUCCCAAUGUCAAUCUUGCUUCCAAAUAUACUUCAAUUAAUCAAAAAGUUGUAGACAGCAGGAUCCCUCCUACUCAAACUUGGUAUAGUGAGUAUAAAAAGCAGUUGCAAACAAAGUUAAAGGAAACAAGUGGUGAAAUUUCUCCCGAAGAAGUGGCUGAAACGAUUCAGCCACCCCAGAGAGUUAGGAAAGCGCUAUAUUUUCUUAAUAUAGUAUUUGCUAUUGCAUCUUCAGUACAUCUUUUACAGUAUAAAAGUGAAACCUCUGCUAAAUUUAAAACAAGUGCACUGUUUCACAUUGAUCAUGUCUACGGCAGUUCUGAUCGAUUAGAAUCACUCCAAGGACUUUUACUGCUUACCAUUUAUUCACUAAUGAGACCUGCAACUCCGGGUGUAUGGUAUGUGUUAGGAAGCGCUCUUCGACUGUCAUCUGAACUUGGUCUACAUAACGAAAACUACUUGAAAAACGAUGAAUUUGAUGUCUUCACCAUGGACAUGAGACGACGGCUUUUCUGGUGCGUAUACUCGCUGGAUAGACAGAUAUGCUUUUAUUUGGGAAGGCCAUUUGGUAUCCCUGAAUCCAGCAUUUCAACUGAACUUUUCUCUGAGCUCGACGAUGCAUUGAUUGUACAAGAAUCUUCAGUUGAAGAGUAUUCUAAGAGUGCCAGCGGACUUUCCAGUUACAAAUCCGUCUCGCUGGCCAUCAUUCAAGUAAGAAAACUGCAAGCGGAGAUUCAAGAAAUCUUGUAUUAUAAAGCAGAACUUCCUAGAAAGUUUCCCACUUUGCAAGAAUGGAAAGAUGAUGUUCAUACGAGGUUAGAAAAUUGGAAAAAGAUCGUGCCCAAGACUCAACGAAGAAUGAACUGCGACUUCAAGGUUGUCUUUUUCACCCUUAACUACCAUCAUACUAUGCUAGCGUUAUAUGGCUUCUCGAUGUUGAACUCAAAGUUUGCUGUAAAUGAUUACUUUCAAAUAUUUAAAUCAUCAAGAGGAAUCAUUGAAUGCUAUAAGGAACUUCUUGAUAGUAGGACAAUUAACUAUACAUGGGCCGGGGUGCACAACUUAUUCAUGGGCGGUGUAUCUUUCUUAUACGCCCUAUAUCAUUCGUCAGAAGUAUGUUCCAAAACUUCCCUGGAGGAAAUCCAACAAAUUUCACAAGACUGUGCCCAUAUUCUUAACUCGUUGCGUGCAAGUUGUGAUGCGGCUCUUCCAUGCCUCAAAAUUUUUGAGAUUCUGACGGCUGCAGCCAUACGGCUACGAUUUACUAAACAUAUAAUGAAAAUGCAACAAGGAACAUCUGUGCUUGACGAACUGAAAAUAUGGGAGGGAGCUCCGCGCAUAUCUAAUACCUUUUAUGAUCGUUUGAACUCAGGACUAAUUCCACAGUUUCAGUCGUCGCAAUUCGAAUGGUUUACUGAUGAAAUUGACCUCAAUAGAUUUUUUCAGCACCUGUAUGAAGCCUCCUCAAGUAGUUUGUCUUCAAAUUUCGCUUCACAGAAUCUGGAGCCCAAAACUGAAAAUUGUGCAACACCAAUCGAUUGUUUGAACAAAAAAGACUCAUCUCCAGUUGCAUUCUUAUCAUUUCCAGGGACACCUGAAGACGUGCUUGCCCUCGAUAGUGAGACGUUUUAUACGGAAUGUCAGGACCAGGCAGAUUCCGGAGCGAUGUAUAAGAUGAUCUCACAAGUUCCCUCAGAGUUCAUUUGGGAACAGUUUUUCGCAACACCACCCUAA
This is a messenger RNA of Komagataella phaffii GS115, 2448 nucleotides long. RefSeq names its product Zinc finger transcription factor containing a Zn(2)-Cys(6) binuclear cluster domain. The record is from RefSeq and is a predicted model, not a curated record. NCBI's taxonomy places the organism in Eukaryota, Fungi, Ascomycota, Pichiomycetes, Pichiales, Pichiaceae. Gene Ontology annotation, molecular function: DNA-binding transcription factor activity, RNA polymerase II-specific; sequence-specific DNA binding; zinc ion binding. The transcript has a single exon. Bases 1 to 2448 code for a protein of 815 amino acids. Gene Ontology annotation, biological process: DNA-templated transcription; positive regulation of transcription by RNA polymerase II.